This is a messenger RNA of Thalassophryne amazonica, 2530 nucleotides long. RefSeq names its product kinesin-like protein KIF20A. The transcript has a single exon. Gene Ontology annotation, cellular component: nucleus; microtubule; kinesin complex. Gene Ontology annotation, molecular function: microtubule binding; ATP hydrolysis activity; ATP binding. Gene Ontology annotation, biological process: microtubule-based movement. The record is from RefSeq and is a predicted model, not a curated record. Lineage: Eukaryota; Metazoa; Chordata; Actinopteri; Batrachoidiformes; Batrachoididae. Bases 339 to 2075 code for a protein of 578 amino acids.
AUUGCUGCAGAGAUUGUUGUUCUUCUGGAAGGUUCUCCUUUCUCCACAGAGGAAUGCUAUAGUGCAGCAGAUAACUGAAACAAUCCUGCAAAAUGGUGAUAUAAGCACCAAAGUUGACACAAGUACUCCUUACACAUUACUCUUCUGAAAAAAACAACUAGUCACUUGAAUUUUCAAUAGGCUCCAAUUUUGGUAAAAAGUGAUGCAAAUUAUUGGUUAAGCUAAUAGGAUUAAUAAAUGGAAUAGUUUUGACUGUGCUGAAUGUUUGGUCUCCAAAGUAUAGGUCAAACAUGUGACAUAUGUUACCCAGAGGAAUUUGAAAUCAGGCAGAGGUAAAAAUGGCACUGUCUUUGUCCUCUCCAUGUGGAUGUCACUCUGAGGAGGAGGAUUCAAUGGCUGUGUUUGAGUCUACUGCAGCAGAGCACAGAGACCCAGCGAGACUCUGUCUAUCUGAAAUCUCUAUCAUUUCCCCGGUUCUGGACACCCAGCCUUCUGUUAUAAAACCGGAAGUGCUGGUGAAGCCUGCAGUAACCAGACCAGGAAGCAGUGAGGAGGGGAGCAGUGAGAAAGUGAAGGUUUAUCUACGUGUCCAACCACUUAUUGAAGCGGAGCUGGAGAGGGGAGAAGAACAGGGUUGUGUGGUUGUCCAAGAUGAAGAGACGUUGCUUCUUAAACCUCAAAAGGACUCUCAGAACUUGAGGACAGCUGAGAGAAGCAUCACCCAGAGCAUGCACAAGUUCACUUUCUCAAAGAUCUUUGGGCCAGAAACAACACAGCAACAGUUUUAUGAGGAAACAAUGAAGACGAUGGUGAAAGAUGUUCUUAAAGGAGAAAACAGACUUCUCUACACUUACAGUGUCACCAAUUCAGGAAACACCUACACCAUUCAGGGUAGUGGUCGACAGGCUGACCUCCUGCCCAGAGCUUUGGUGUCUCUAUUUAGGAAGCUGCAGGGUCGCCUUUAUGGUGCCAUGGAUCUGAAGCCUGUGAUGUUUCAGGAUGUCAGAAAACUGAAUCCCGGUGAAGUCAGAGCAGAGGAAAUUCGCAGGAACUCUCUGCUCAAGGUGGAUGAGACAUCUCGUCGAAGUGGCACCAACAUAGCCUCGGACAGCGGCACUGGAGGACUUUCCUCCACCAGUAACAUAGCCACGCAGCUUGAGGAUGCUGACAGUAUUUGUUUGGAGCCUGACAGCCUUUCUCACAGUGGAGGAGAAGACCUGGAGGAAGGUGUUCAGUUUUCGGUCUGGGUGUCCUAUGAGAUUUACAAUAAAUUCUUGUAUGACCUGCUGGAAACUCUGCCCUACAUGCAGCCCAGGAAAUGGAUCAAACUUCGGCUUAGUGAUGACAAGCAGGGCAACCCCUACGUGAGAGGCCUUACCUGGAUCCAGGUUUGCAAUGCAGAAGAAGCUUGGAGGAUUCUGAGGGCAGGACGUCGGAACCAGAGCUUCGCCUGCACUCACCUCAACCAAAACUCCAGCCGUAGCCAUAGCAUUUUUUCCAAUCGUAUCCUGCACAUCUGUCCAGAGGCAGACCCCAGUCAGGCCAUACACAUCAACGAACUGACUGUGUGUGACCUGGCCGAAUCAGAGCGCUGCAAAGAGCACCGCAAUGGUGAGAGGAUGAAGGAGGCCAACAACAUUAACACUUCCCUCUUAACGCUGGGAUGCUGCAUCACUGCUCUGAGGAACAAUCAUACUAACAGGUCUCGGCCCCCUCAAGUGGUGCCCUUCAGGGACAGUGAACUGACUCGGGUUUUGCAGAGUUUCUUUUGCGGCCAAGGAAGCUCCAACAUGGUGGUGAACAUCAACCUGUGUGCCUCCAUCUAUGAUGAGACUCUCCAAGCCCUCAAAUUCUUUGCUAUUGCUACUCAGCACGUGCACGGCCCAUCAACAAAGACCAGAGUGGCUUACAGCCUGUGUCUGCUCCGCGAGCAGACAGCAAAGUCUAACAGCAGUACGGUGAUGGAGGAGGAAGAGGAGGAGAGUGACGAAGAUGAUGAUGGUGAUAUCACAUUGUUAAAUACUCAGGCAUUGCUGCAGGCCAUAGAUGUCCUGAAGAGAGAGAUACAGCGUUAGCGGGAAGAAAAAGAAGUUCUGCAGGAAAAUGUGAGGGAGCAGGUGGUGUCUGAGGUGAUGGAGGUCAUCAAUGAAAUGCAGGAAGGCUUCAGAGAGAGCAUGGAGGCAGAGAGGGCUCUCAUGGAAGAGAGGAUGGAGAACAAAUCUCAGAUCCUGCAGAAGCACCUCAAGAAGUUCUACAGCCAGGAGGUCAAGACUCCUGCAAGUAAACUCAAAGGUUUUGUUCGCACCGGGCAUGCAGCUCCACCUGCCACUACUGAUUGCAGAGCUCACAAACAGAAAGUUGUAAACCCAACUGGUGCUCCUCCAAGAGUGAUCAGUAGUACAUUAAUACUGAAAAAGAACACAAAAAUAGAUGUGGAUUUGACAGCGAUGAAUUCCCAGACAAACAUAGUAAAAUUUGGGAAAACCAAGUUCCAUCUUCCUGUCCAUCAGGCUAAGAAGAAGCCUGCAGC